CGGUUAAACGUAUAUUGUGUACAGUUUGAAUCAAACAACCUCGUGUCGCCUUUCAAGAAACACUUCUCAUUCUUUUAAAGUAACAAAUCAUUUUUUUCAAUUCACAUAAAUCAAAAGAAAAAGGGAAACUAUUUUUAAAUGUGCUAAAUUUUUAUUAAAUCAACAAACAUGAAGCUUUUACUAUUUGUCAUAAUUUCCGCAAUUUUAUCCACUGUCAACUGUACGAUUUGUUAUAAAUGCAUUGAUGGUGACCAAUCUCAUGUGAUCGGUUCUUACAAAACUUGCAAUAAAUUUUUAGAUAAUCAUACCUGUAAUACUACUUCCUAUUCUGAUGCAUGUGUAACUUAUGUAUCUGAUUAUCUACACAAAAGAACCACGGUUUAUGACUGUUGGACUGAGAUGCAUCCAUUCAGAAGUGGACAACACAUUGAUACUAACAUAUGCAAGAGCAAUUACUGCAAUCGUGAUGAAAAUUGGGGGCGUUAUAAUAAGGCUACAAGUGUUACCUUGCAAACAUCACUUGCUCUCAUUUUAAUUAGUUCACUCUGCUUCCUCUAAACUUGAAUGUUACAUCAUUAAGGAAACCGAGAGUACAAUGG
This is a messenger RNA of Leptopilina heterotoma, 599 nucleotides long. RefSeq lists its product as uncharacterized. The transcript has 3 exons. NCBI's taxonomy places the organism in Eukaryota, Metazoa, Arthropoda, Insecta, Hymenoptera, Figitidae. The record is from RefSeq and is a predicted model, not a curated record. The coding region runs from base 169 to 558 and encodes 129 amino acids.